AUGAUCCCAGUCAGUCUCGCUUUGGCUCCCUUUUUGCAGACAGUGUGCUCAACUGUGCCAAUAAGCCGAAAAUAUGGGUGACAAGGACCAACUUAUCCUAGACGAACCCGUCGAAGAAGGAGUGAAAUCCUAUUCUAGAAGGUCUGGCAAAAAACAGAAAGGGUACUUUCAAGUUCCCUGGUACUUUGCCGGUGGCAUUGUUCUUUUUUGGGGGCUGCUCUUCGUCGCGGUAGUGAAGCCACUGUUCUACCGACUUCCCGAACCACUGACCGUCGAGGAUGCCUCAAAGGGAGUCUUCAUUGCCGAACGUGCCCAUGCCAAUCUGUACGAAUUUGAAGCCAUCGGUACCAAGGUGGUCGGCAGCGAUGGAAACGAGCAUAAGACUGUCCAGUUCCUCCUCAAAGAGUUGAAUUUGAUCAAGGAAAAUAUGCAGACGGAUUAUUUUGACAUGGAAAUCGAUCUGCAAUAUGCCUACGGUGCGUAUGUGAAAUGGAACCUGGUCAACAUGUAUCAGGGCAUCCAGAAUGUCGUGGUGAAGCUCACUCCCAAGGGCAGUACCAGCGAAAACUACAUUCUGGUGAACAGUCACUUCGACUCCCAGCCCACUAGUCCAUCCGCCGGUGACGAUGGCCACAUGGUGGUCUCCAUUCUGGAAGUGCUGCGCGUGCUGUCGUCGUCCAAACAAUCGUUCGAGCACCCAAUUGUCUUCCUGAUCAACGGAUCCGAGGAGAACUCGCUGCAGGCCUCCCACGGAUUUAUUGCAUACCACAAAUGGGCCAAUAACUGCAAGGUUGUUAUCAAUCUGGAUGCAGGUGGCAGUGGAGGCCGCGAACUUAUGUUCCAGACAGGACCAAACAACCCAUGGCUAGUCAAUAUAUACAGGAAGGGCGCUAAGCAUUACUUCUCCACCACCAUGGCUGAGGAAAUCUUCCAGACAGGUCUGGUGCCCUCUUAUACCGAUUUUAAUAUUUUUGUGGAGUACGGAAACCUUAUUGGUUUGGAUAUUGGCCAGUGCAUCAAUGGAUUCGUCUAUCACACCAAGUACGAUCGCAUUGAUGUGAUUCCCCGGGCUUCUCUUCAAAACACUGGAGACAACCUUCUCGGUCUGCUUCGAACUCUGUCCAAUGCCACCGAGUUGCGUGACCUCAGCGCGAACCCGAAUGGAAACACCAUCUUCUUUGACGUCCUGGGACUGUACCUCAUCAGCUAUUCGGCCGAUACUGGCGUGAAGCUUAACUAUGCCGUGGCUGCAGCCGCCAUUAUCCUGGUCUACGUAUCCUUGCUCCGCAUUGCUGAUAGGUCAAAUGUCGGCUCCGAACAGGUCUUGAGCUCCUUCGUCUUGGUCCUAGUUGUCCAGGUGGUCGCCUUUGUUUUGGGUCUGGCCCUGCCUAUGGUGGUGGCAUAUGGAUUGGACAAGUACGGCUUAUCCCUCAGCUAUUACGCCACCCCAUCACUUUUGGUCGGCCUGUAUGUGUGCCCGAGUCUCAUUGGACUCGCUCUGCCCAGUUUCAUCUACCUGAAGCUGAAGAGUAAUGAUAAGGUUUCGUUUGCCCAACAAGUUCAGAUGACUCUUCAUGGACACGCCGCUGUGCUCUCCGUCUUCUGCAUUGCUAUUAAUUUCUAUGGACUACGCACCACCUACGUUGUAACAUGGACACUGGUCUUUUACGUAAUCCCCUUGGCUUUCAAUCUGCUUACCACUUUGCAUGAUCGUGGCUUUUCGUGGACGGGCAUCCUGAAAAUUGUCCAAGUAGCUCCGUUCCUGUACAACAGCUACCUCUUCUACUGCUUCAUUGUGAUACUUACUCCAAUGAUGGGCCGCUUUGGACAGGACACCAAUCCAGACAUAAUCAUUGGUGCUUUGACAGCCUUGGGAACCAUACUUUCUAUGGGUUUUUUGAUUUUACUGGUUAAUAUAUCCCGUCGAUCCGGUUUCGUUAUCCUGACUCUGUUCGCCGUGGCCGCCGCCUCUGUGUCUUUUGCUGCUUCCGAUUUGGGAUUCCCCUACCGCGCCAAGACCAACGUGCAGCGAGUUCCCUACUUGCAAGUGCGCCGGGUGUUCUACGAGUACGAUGGAACCGUCAGCAAGGAUGAGUCCGGAUAUCUGUUCAACUUUCAGGAUCGUCGCGGAGUUACUCCGCUGGAGGACUCUAAUGUGGAUCUGACUGGCCUGGUCAACAUGACGUCCGAUUGUGCGAAGUACAUGAUGUGCGGCAUGCCCCUUUACGAUCACCGUUGGGUAGAGGCGAUGGAUGCUACCAUGUGGUUGCCUCGACAGAAUCCCGUCUGGACCCCAGCGGAACCGAUCCUGGAGCUUCUCAGCAGAACAGUCCUGCCCGAUGGCAAGACCAUUCGCUUUGAGUUCAACUUGACCUGCACGGACCACACCAGCAUUUUCAUCCAGCCCAACGAGGAUGUGACAGUCAGCGGUUGGUCGUUCCUCAAGGAAUACUUAACUACCGUCACGCCUCCGUAUCACAUUUACUACUCCUACGGAAUCGACAAUACUCCACUGAAAUUCUCCAUGGAUCUAACGAAACCCGAUGCCGACUUUAAUGUUCCACUUUUUGAAAUUGGCAUUUCGGCCCAGUAUAUGCACGUUGAUGGCGAUGCAGAAGCCGUGGCGUUUGCUAAAACUUUCCCCGACUACGCCGUCACUAUUCAGUGGCCAGCUAUCUAUAAGAAAUAUGUAUAUUAAAUUGUUAUCAUAUAACAAAACACAAAAUAAACAAAAAC
Drosophila gunungcola (fruit fly) is the source of this 2736-nucleotide messenger RNA. Its product is annotated as endoplasmic reticulum metallopeptidase 1-like. Gene Ontology annotation, biological process: proteolysis. The transcript is spliced from 11 exons. Lineage: Eukaryota; Metazoa; Arthropoda; Insecta; Diptera; Drosophilidae. Bases 74 to 2698 code for a protein of 874 amino acids. Gene Ontology annotation, molecular function: metalloexopeptidase activity. The record is from RefSeq and is a predicted model, not a curated record.